Messenger RNA from Esox lucius (northern pike), 2940 nucleotides. RefSeq names its product interferon regulatory factor 2-binding protein 1-like. Gene Ontology annotation, cellular component: nucleus. Bases 232 to 2001 code for a protein of 589 amino acids. The transcript has 2 exons. Gene Ontology annotation, biological process: regulation of transcription by RNA polymerase II. Gene Ontology annotation, molecular function: transcription corepressor activity. The record is from RefSeq and is a predicted model, not a curated record. Lineage: Eukaryota; Metazoa; Chordata; Actinopteri; Esociformes; Esocidae.
UGAACACAUUUUACUUCCUCCCAGACAGAACGACACGGGCAGACCGAUAAAGAAAACGUAGUUAACUUUUAAAACCAGCAAUCAACAAAAGAUUUUCAAGCAUAGUUGAAUUUUUUACAACAAAAUCGCGGUAUGGUGCUCGACGUGACGGAAUAUUGAAAAAUCUGUGAAAAGCAAAGACUGUAACGCGUUGACCGCUCAAGAAAGUUUGUGCAAGGGCCUGUAAACAAUAUGUCCUCCGCCUCGCAGGCAUCCUCUAGACGGCAAUGGUGCUACCUAUGCGAUCUGCCCAAGAUGCCCUGGGCCAUGCUGUGGGAAUUCAGCGAGGCUGUUUGUCGGGGAUGCGUGAACUACGAUGGGGCAGAUAGGAUCGAGCUCCUAAUUGAGACCGCCAGACAGUUGAAGAGCAGCCACGGUGUUUUGGAUGGAAGGUCCCCUGGCCCUCAGCAAGGCAAACCCAUCUCAGGUGGGUCCAUGGAAGGAGGGAGGCAGCACGCAGAGCGUUUAGACAGGGGGAGGGGAGAUUAUGGUGUUUCCCCACGCCUCCCCAACGGUCUGCACAGAGCUGAGGAUGUGAGUAUGUCAGAGGGGAGCAGGCAGAGCCCCAACACCAGACGGGCCAUGUCUGGGGCUGUACCUGCUCUUCAUGGGACCAUACCCCAUGCUUUGAUAGCCCAGGGGUUAGUGGGGCCUCCUCAUGGCUUGUUGGCCCCUGUUUCAGCAGCCAGAUCUGGAGGCCCACAGAUGGCUGGUUCCUCUGGCCCUAUAAUAGGUGAUGUAGGCAGGCGUCAGGUAGUGUCAGCCCUGUCACUGGGGGCUGGUGCCUCUACUCUGGUGGGUCUGGAGGCAGGCUGGAGGAAUGGGGAGGUCAUGGCUGAGCUGGCGGAGAGUGCCAGAAGCCGGGCAGAGGGCUGGCCCAACCGUCCUAAAGCGGUAAGAGAUGUCCUGGUGACCCUCUGUGGCUGUGCUCCGUUUAGUGUGCGCUUCAGGAAGGACCACAACCUGGUGGGCCGCAUCCUGGCGUUUGAAGCUGGUACCGGGCCAGAGUUUGAGCUGAAGGUGUUUGUGGAGUACCCUAGUGGCUCUGGAAUAGUGUUCUCCGGCAUCCCAGAGCUGAUCAGGCAGAUGUUCCGUGACUCGAACAAAGAUGCCGGCAAAGCGGGGAACUCAGGGCUGCGGUAUGUGGAAUACGAGAGGCGGCAGGGUGCUGGGGACUGGCGUGCACUCACGGAGCUUCUGAGCGAUGGCGUACGCUCGUUUAAGGAGCCACCGAUCCCGGAGGUCCUCCCACAGGCUUAUCCAGAUGCCGGCAUGUCCACAGUGGCUGGAGGGCGCUCUGCACCUCCGAAAGGCACUGCGCGGCGUCGCAAAGCAUCCCCGGGCUCAGAAAAUGGAGAGAGUGAAGUGAGACCCAUGGGGGAUCAUCCAGCCAGGGAGCCAUGGCCUCGAGGUGCCUAUCCAGGCAUGGAGCCUCUGGGCUCAGGCAUGCCCAACCCUCAGGAUGGCCCAGCCCGCUCCCACAGCCAGCCCUCACCUAUUUCGGCACUCAUGGGAGUGGCCGACAGCUUGACCUCUAGUCAGAUGUCCCGAGACGGCCCCGGAAUGUCCUCGGCCCAUUCCUCCGCACCCGGCCGCCCUAACAGUGGCAGUCCCUCCUCUGCCUCGGUUUCCCAGGCAUCUAUGAGCCAGGGUGCCCAAGGGGGGCCAAGCACCACCAGUGCCGGGGAGACCGGGAGCAGUGCCCUGCUCUGCUGCACCCUCUGCCGAGAGCGUCUAGAGGACACUCACUUUGUCCAGUGCCCGUCUGUCCCGCACCAUAAGUUCUGCUUCCCGUGCACGCGUGGCUCCAUCCGCAGUCAGGGCCCCGGCGGAGAAGUGUACUGCCCCAGUGGCGAGCGCUGCCCUCUGGCCGGAUCCACCGUGCCCUGGGCCUUCAUGCAAGGAGAGAUCUCUACCAUUCUUGCCGGUGACGUGACGGUGAAGAAGGAGAAUGACCCCUGACCCCCCAGUUUAAUCAAAGUGAAAGCGGGUCAAACAACACUUCAAAAGCACUUCCCUGAUCUAUAUAUAUCACCCAGAAGGUCCAGUUGCCUGCAGUUCAUCACGUGUGCCUCAAAGGUGCAGCACGAAAAAAUAAAGUUACCAUGCAACCCAGGAGGCAACAGAAAAUGUUGGGAGGGAACUAGAACCAUCUGUCCAAGAGAAGGCAACUUGUUUUCCUGUCUGGGCGGGGCUUCUCCGCAGGGUUUAGUAUUAAGUUUAAACUACGGAAAAUCCCACACACAUCAUUCUCCAUGUCCAAUGCAGCAGAAGAGGCUACUCGUGAGGCCUUGUUUUAAAAGCCCAGGAUUGGAAGCACAGGUCUGUUCUUCAAUAUGACAAUCUCAACAUUUCAUAUGUUUCUAUAUAUUCUAUUAAACUAAAAUAUUUAGUUGCAUACUGUCAUACAAGUAAAUGAUACCGAUAUUGAAAGUCCAUUGGUUGCCAGAACCAUGCAAAUAUUGGGACAGGAGAAAGAGGAAAAAAAAAAAAAGGAAAAACCAGUAGGAUCUUAAAAAAGCCAAGGUAUAAAAACGUUAUUCAAAUGUCUCCUAUGUAUGCUCCUUUAUUACAUAUAUGUCAAAAAUGUGAAUUUACUUUCAAUGACUAUGUAAUUUCUAUUUUUGAUACAAUACAAAUUUAUAUGUAUGAGUUUAUAGUAAUAAGACCAAAGAUGGCUUUGUGCUCUAUGUAAUUUUAUUGUAUUGUAGCUAUAAAUGUUGUACUCACUGAUAACCUAUGGCAUCAGUCACUGUUUCUUCAUCCAUGACAGAAGUUGGUUGUUUGUCUUUAAUAUUUACUUUCUGAACUCUUCCCACACCACAUGCUUAAAUGGUUAACCCACAUACUCAAAUGUGAUCUUAACAUGGGGUCAACUAAUAAAUUACAGAAUAGUCAUUG